Messenger RNA from Lepus europaeus (European hare), 2625 nucleotides. It is a transcript of the gene LRRD1, whose product is annotated as leucine rich repeats and death domain containing 1. The record is from RefSeq and is a predicted model, not a curated record. Gene Ontology annotation, molecular function: protein binding. The coding region runs from base 28 to 2625 and encodes 865 amino acids. The transcript is spliced from 5 exons. NCBI's taxonomy places the organism in Eukaryota, Metazoa, Chordata, Mammalia, Lagomorpha, Leporidae.
UUGGUGUAAGACUUCUCAGCCAGGACGAUGUCUGGGAAGGAGGGGAGCUCGGAAGAGCCGGAGGAUCACGCCGGUGAGCUCAGGAAAGGAUCGCGAUCGCUGUCGCUGGAGGAGCCUGGGUUUAGUCAAGGAACAGUAGAUGUGUCACAGGAAGCUUCUGAUGCCUUGGAAGAGAAGCCUUCUAGUCCGGUUUAUACACCUGCUCCUGGGAGGGAUACACUCGACUCAGCAUCUUCCUCUGGAAGCAAGCCUAAGGGAGAUGAAGAGACCAACCGUCAGGUUUCUGAAGCAAGUCCUGGAGAUGCCAGCCCACGGUCAAAACCAGGAACUGCACAGAAUUCGUCAUCGUCGGUAAAUGAAACUGCAGACUCUCAGGUUUCCGCUGACUUCCUGCUGUGUGAGACGGUCAGAAAAGCGAGUCCACAGACCCCUGAAGAAAAUCAGCAAGGACUUGACUUCGAGUCGGAUAACUUCACAGUUCACCUCGAGGCCAAAGGGCUACAAGAAUUCCCAAAGGAUAUUUUAAAAAUCAAAUACGUGAAAUAUCUGUAUUUAGAUAAGAAUCAAAUCAGAACUUUUCAAGGGACGGACCCAGGUGACCUGCGAGGGCUUGAAAUUCUAUCCUUACAAGAAAAUGAGUUAUCAUCCCUUCCAUCUGAAAUUCAGUUACUUCAUAAUUUAAGGAUAUUAAACGUCAGUCACAACCAAAUAGCACAUAUACCCAAAGAAUUAUCACAGCUUGGGAACAUCAGGCAACUCUUCCUUAGUAACAAUUACAUUGAGACAUUUCCCUCUGACUUAGAAAGUCUGGGAAACUUGGAAAUACUAAGUUUGGGUAGAAAUAAGAUGAGGUAUAUACCAGACACGCUGCCUAGUUUAAAGAACUUGAAAGUUCUCAGUCUGGAAUAUAAUCAAUUAACCAUAUUUCCUAAGUCUCUGUGCUUCCUUCCAAAGUUAAUUUCACUAAACCUUACUGGAAACCUGAUAGAGAGUUUACCAAAAGAAAUCAGAGGGCUGAAACAUUUAGAAAAACUUUUCCUGGAUCACAAUAAACUUACUUUUUUGGCAGUGGAAAUUUUUCAGUUAUUCAAAAUAAAGGAACUCCAAUUGGCCGACAAUAAGUUGGAACUUAUUUCACACAAAAUUGAGAAUUUCAAGGAACUUAGGGUUCUUAUACUUGAUAAAAAUUUGUUGAAGAAUAUACCGGAGAAAAUUUCCUCCUGUGGAAUGUUGGAAUGCCUGAGUCUAAGUGAUAACAAAUUAAGUGACCUGCCUAAGACUAUCUAUAAGCUCAAAAAUUUAAGAAAACUCCAUGUAAACAGAAAUAAUAUUGUGAAAAUAGCUGAAGAUAUCUCACAUCUUAAUAAGAUGUGCAGUCUGGAAUUUUCAGGAAAUUUAAUCACAGAUGUUCCCAUUGAAAUAAAAAACUGCAGGAAAAUAACUAAAGUUGAAUUGAAUUAUAAUAAAAUCAUCUAUUUUCCAGUAGGACUGUGUGCUUUAGAGUCUCUUUAUUAUUUGAGUUUUAGUGGAAAUUAUAUUUCAGAAAUACCUGUGGAUAUAUCUUUCAGUAAUCAACUGCUUCACUUAGCACUUAAUCAAAACAAACUCCUCAUAUUUUCUGAGCAUUUAUGUUCUCUUAUUAAUCUUAGAUACCUUGAUCUUGGUAAAAACCAAAUAAGGAAAGUUCCACCAUCUGUCUCCAAAAUGGUAUCACUCCAUGUACUUAUUUUAUAUUCAAACAAAUUUGAAACUUUCCCAGUAGAAUUGUGUACUUUGGAAAAUUUGCAAGUACUUGAUUUUUCAGAAAACCAGUUACAAAGGGUCCCUUCUGAGAUCUGUAAUUUAAAAGGAAUCCAGAAACUGAACUUCUCAAGCAAUCAAUUUAUAUAUUUUCCUGUUGAACUGUGCCAACUUCAAUCCCUGGAAGAGCUGAACAUGAGUCAGAUAAACGGAAGGAAGUUAACAAGAAUCCCAGAAGAGCUCUCUAAUAUGACUCAACUUAAAAAUCUUGAUAUCUCAAAUAACGCAAUCAGAGAGAUUCCAAAAAAGAUGGGGGAACUGAGAAGUUUGGUUAAUUUAUAUGCACAAAACAAUCAAAUAAGUUAUCUUCCACCAUCAUUUCUAUCUUUAAAUAAUCUCCAACAACUAAACCUGAGUGGAAAUAAUCUGACAGCUCUGCCUGGCGCUAUAUGCAAUCUUUCUUCACUGAAGGAGAUAAACUUUGAUGAUAACCCUUUGCUGAGACCUCCAAUGGAAAUCUGUAAAGGAAAACAGCUAUAUACUAUCGCACGCUAUCUACAGAGGGCAGAUGAAAGAGAUGAGAAAAUCUUAGAGAAGACAUUCAAGAUAGUUGCCAACAAUAUCACUGAGACAAAUUUUGUAUUUUUGUGUCAAAAAAUGAAUCUGCCAAUCUCAGACACUGAUAUGCCUACAAAGAGCACUGUUUCAUUAAAUGAGAGAGUCUAUCAAGCACUUGUUAAAUGGAAAAUGGAAAGUAACAACUUACCACUAACUGCUGCUGCUUUAAAAGACCAACUAGUUCGGGCAUUAACUAUGAUAGGAGCAUAUGAAAUUAUGGACAAAAUAACAGCUUUAAAUCUUUUUACACGUGCAAUUAAAUUCUAG